Hylaeus volcanicus is the source of this 2477-nucleotide messenger RNA. It is a transcript of the gene mthl5, whose product is annotated as probable G-protein coupled receptor Mth-like 5. The record is from RefSeq and is a predicted model, not a curated record. Bases 340 to 1791 code for a protein of 483 amino acids. The transcript is spliced from 2 exons. NCBI's taxonomy places the organism in Eukaryota, Metazoa, Arthropoda, Insecta, Hymenoptera, Colletidae.
AGAGCAAGCGAGCUAUCGAGAGAACGUGCGAGUGAAAAAGAGAUGGAAAAAGAGACAAAAAGACAGCGCAACAGAGAAUAGGAACGGGAUGGUAUGGCGGCGAGUAUGGGCAGGGGUAGGUCUUGCUAGGCGGGCAACCCGUUGGCAGGUAUGGCGAUGAACACACUGGGAAACCAUCGUCGCGUCGCGAUGAACGAGUGAAUAUAACAACGCCCUCGAGGUAGACCCGGUGGCCGUCACGAAAUCGAUCAACGAGCUACGCUAAACUCGACCUGGAAGGAAAGCCCAACCAAUGCACGGAAGGAGUGAUACGAACGCGAACGGUGCCGAGUCGAUGACAUGCGUUGUCUCGUGAGCGUGGUAAUCGUCGUGGUCGGUUUGCUGACGAAUCAUCCCCGGGCAGUGAUAGCGAGCACCGACGGGAAAGCUAAUCUGAUCAGUAUAGGGAAAUGUUGCGAGCCCGGGGAGAUACUCGUAGACGACACGUGCACGCCAUUGAAGGAGACCAACGAGACGGAGUGGCGACCGAAAUUCGUCGAGGAAAAGGUGAACGGUAUAUCGAGGAGCAGGCAAGUGGAGCCUAAUUAUCAGCUGAAGAUCGGUAAGCCCAAGUGUCAGUCCAACGAGCACCAAUGGAACGUGUAUCAUCGUCGAUCCGGGGAGGAUCGAUUGGCGAUAUUGACCAACGGUAUACUAAGACACUACACCACCGAUCUCGCGAAAAGAACCGAGGACAGAAGUGUUUACGGACUCGAUCCCGAGGAACUGAUGGACGAAGAGGAUCUCGAUACUAUGUAUAUUCAUUACGAUUAUCCGUUUGGCCAUUAUUGCGCUGAUAAAGCGAUUCUGACCACCGAUCGACUAGUAACGACGUACGCUAUGGUUUGCGUACCAGACGUGGUCGUCACGUGGACCGAUACGAAUUAUUUGAUGAGGCACGCGAUCGAUCCCGCGUUCCACGCUAUGUCGAUAGCCAGCUACCUGAUCGUCGCCGUUGUCUAUUUCGUAUUACCGCAGCUGCGUGAUCUCGUGGGAAACAUGAUAACCAGCAUGACUCUGUGCCUUAUAGCCGGCCAGUGUGCCUCCAUGGUCAGAAUAUUCACCGAGUUCGGCAGUCAUGUCAGUUUUAUGGUUGCUGAUACCGUAAUGUACGUCUCAUUGCUAGCCGCAUUUUUCUGGCUGAACGCGUUGGGCUACUACGUGUGGAGUACUUUUCGUUCGCGUAACGUAUUUCUACGAGUGACUGACGGCAGAAAGUAUUGUUACUAUUCCACGUAUGUUUGGAGCUCAACGGUUUGUAUAGCGGGAUCAGCGAUUUUCGCGCACUUCGCUUUAGAGACCAGUAAACCAGUUAUCACUGGAACGAUUUAUCCUCCUCAGGAGACGAUCGGUUGGCUCGGUGUAUCUGUAUUGUUCACGGCUAUCGCACUGACGAUACUGGUAGAUCUGAGUUUCGUAUUGACGACCGCGAAUAGAAUCAAACGAAUGAGCACGUACGGUCGGAUUCAUCACAAAAUGAAAUAUAGUUUCCGAAUGUUUGUUUUCCUAUUUGUUCUCAUGAGUACCGGAUGGGUCGCGUUGUUGCUGUCGCGAUUGAGCUACGACGUACUCGUGUAUUGUCAAAUUGUUAUUAAUCUGUUUCAAGCGAUUUCGAUAUUAUAUGUAUGCGUGUUCGGUCAGAGGAGAGUCACGUUCUUGCUGGGGAAAACAUGCAAUUGCUGUAACUCGCGAGAAAAUAUCGAGGGAUUAGACUGGGGCGAAGAAAUGACUGCCAUUAACGCGGGAUAUUAACGACGUAAUACGAAAACCCGAAGUAUCAAACAUAAUUUCGGUUUUGUUUUGCAUUUUUUAUCACUUCGAACACACAUCAAGCGAGAUCGAACAUUUUGAAUUAAACGGAGUUCUAUAAGUCUGAAAUCAUGGUUCGCAACACGAGCCAGUGUAUAACAAAAAAAACAUAUCAACGAUCUUGUUAACAGUAUUAAAUACGCCGUAAAACGAACGAAUAUACGAUCUCGUAAAACGUGAAAUGAACGUAAAUUUUAUUGUAAAUGACAAACGAGUAGAUUGAGAUAUUGUAUAUAAUAUUUGCAAGGAGUCAUACCAACUUUAACGAUGCAAUAUAAUUCAAACUAUUUUUAAAUAUGCAAAUCGAAAUUUAUCUAUUUUAAAUAUUCACGAAAUAUUCAAUAUCGAUCAUUGUUCGUGCCUUGAAAACAAAAAUUACGUUUGCCUUAUGAAAAUGUGCACUUAAUCGUGAAAUAAUCGUUGAACUCAUAAUACGAUAUAUGUAUAAUAUAGCAUUUCACAAUAGCGUCAUCACACCUAUCAUUUUUUUUUUUUUUUUUAGCAAGAAUAUUAUUUAAGAUAUUCAUGUAGUAUUUAUAUUUGUAUAGAAAUAUAACUUUUGUACAAAAGAUGUAUCAUCCUCUAUAAACCUCAAUAUACUCGACAAAUAUAUCAGUUUGCCAUUUUCA